GGGAGCCCAGGUAGAGGAAGGACAGGUGGAGCCAGGCAGAGGCAGAGGCGCUCUCCACAGAGAACCUCUGCACUGUCUGGGUCGCUGGGAAUUUGAGUCCUCUCACUGGCGAGUGCUCACCGACUGGAGAGUGGAGGCCUCGCCCUUGGUGGGACCAGGCGACUUCGUCGGUCCGGUUUGAGUUGUAUUUAGGAUUUCAGGACUCAGCAUGCAAGCACUCAGUGCUAGGGCAGGUGCCGGGUCCUGCACACGAGAAGGAACUCGCGGGUCUGUGGUCACCGUGAGAUUGCCUUCUGCCCUAGGCAUGGACGAUACAGGUGACCAGAGCAUUGAGGAUGCACCCGAAGCUAUCAGCCCCCUGAGGAAAGAGCUCGGGCAGACCUGGGGGAUCCGGAGAACCACGAUCACACAGCAGGAGGGCGCUGGGGACACCGCAGGGGACCCUGCCUGGCAGCAGCCACACAGCCUCUCCCUGCAGCACAGCAGUUGGCCAAAGCACGCUGAGCAGGAUGGAGAGCUGAGCACAGCCUGGCGGCAAGGAGGACGGGCUGUGUCCCUUGAGGACUCCAGAGAGCCGGUAUCCUGGCCAGCGACACCUGUGCGGAGCGCCUCGGGAGGGCACAGCGAGAGCAGCACUGAGGCGAAGAGCUGGCCUGGUCCCCGGUGUGUGAAGGAGCACCCCGCCUCUUCUAAAGAGGCCAGAGGACGGGAUGAGCAGGGUGCCGCCUCCCACAGCGACGGCAAUGGCGUCACUUUGGAGGGACUUCAGAGUCGCCUUCCAAGAAAGCCAGAGCAAGAACCAGCAGAAGUGGGGCUGAGGGGCGUACGCAGCCGCCUGAGGAAGCAGCGUCAGGGGGAAGACCCCAGCAACACCGUGGAGGUGGAGGCCGGAAGUGCUGGCCACAAUGCGCCACCCUGCAGGCUGGACACCGACAGCGAGGCUGCCCGGAGCGCUGUGAACCAGGCCGCAGAAGAUGGCAGAAAGCGCAAAUCGGAGGCCACAGUGGUUCAGGGACCUAAAGACAAAGACCCCGGGGACCUGGAAAGACCUCAGCCUGAGGGUGAGGGCUAUGACCCCAGUGCCCUGCACUGCAUCUGCUGCCCGCCUCACAGCAACAGGUGGAGGAUCAGCAGUGACCGCCGUGAGGGAUGGGUCCACGGCGACCGUGUGGGCGUUUCUGAGGCGCCAGGGCAGCUCUGGGGGAGGAACGGCGACAAUUGCCUCUGCCCGGACUGCACCACCCUGCAAGCACGGGGCAGGAGGACCGCAGACACCCCCGGUGAGCAGGAGCCUGGACGCAGGCCCGGAGGCUCCGACGACGACGCGGAGCACGAGGGCAGAGGGACGCGCGAGCAGAAGCCUGGGGCUGGCCAGGGCAGCCAGGGUAGAACUGAGGACACCCCAAGCCACAGCGGCGAGGAGACCGAGAGGACGUCCCCGCCUGUCACAGUGGCUCCUGGCACCGUGCCCUGCGCGGGCCCUGGGUGCUCCCAUGUGGCGCAGCCUGACACAGUGUACUGCAGCAAGGACUGCAUUCUCAAGCACGCGGCAGCUGCUAUGCGACUGCUAAGUGCACAGAAAGGACACAAACCGAAGCCUAAAAGGAAGGUCAAGAUGAAGCCAGAAGAGCUCCGUCUCCCAAAACCUAGCGUGCAGGCAGGGAUUACAGUGUGCUCUGUGCACAAGAGGCCAGCUCCAGAGGAAACUGAAAACCCAGCGAAGAAGGUGAUGGCGACCCCUUCUAGGGGGAACGAGAUGGGGAAAGAGGCGGCCGGCGAGAGCAGCACACCCUCCUGGGCCCGCGACCACAAGGCCAGCGCCAUGGUGCCAGAGAAGACUGCUGCUCCCUCCCCCCCACACUGGGGUAAAUCCCCGAAGGACCACAAGAGAGUGGACAGAGCAGUGGGUGCAGCCUCAGCCCCAGAGAACACAGCACUUCCGGGCUCCUCGGCAUGCAGACAACCUCCAUCCAGAAGUCUCCUUCCGAAGAAGCCUCAUCCUUUCGCCAACAUGGCAGGAGCCAAUCCAGCCAUUAAAAAGUCACCUUCGGGCUUCAGGGGCCCCAUCCCCAAGAGGCCCUGGCUCUGGGAGGCCCCAGCAGGCAUCUCAGCAGCCAGGCAGGAGGGACCAAUGCCGGUUCCUCUGGCGAGGGAGUCCAAACAGCCGCCGUGCUCUGCAGUUCUGCCUGGAGCUGAGAGGAGACCGGGGGUGACUUCAGUCCCCACAGCUUCUGCAGCCCCUGGACGCCUCAAGGUGGCGAGUCCCGCCCUGUCACAGCCAGAGUCCCGAAUUCACCCAAAUACAAGUGAAAGUGGUGACUCAGGCAUGACUGAAAGCGAGGCCGGAAGAGCCACCCUCCACCUUGAGAAGGAGAUGUUUAGCUUGUCCCAAGUUACAUAUAGUCGCCACAGGAGGAAGUGCCGCAGCAUCACUUUCCACCUCGAGGAUCCCGGACAUCAGCAGAAAUCAGUACGCACUGUCCAUGUGCCAAGCACAGCGCCUCUCCCUGCUGCCCCUAGCAGCAGAUUGAAGGAUUUGACGAUUCAGCACCGGGCUCACCUCUUUGAUCUAAGUUGUAAAGUUUGUACAGUGUUUCCUGUGGUCUUGUUUUGCAGCAUUUACGAGUCACGUGGCCCCCGAAUAGCAGACCCGACCGUGUCUGCGUCUCACCUCAGCAGCCCUUGGAAAGGCCUCAUUAACAUGCAGAGUGUAGGCAAAUUUGUCACUAAGGCGUAUCCUGCCUCUGGGAGCUCUGCUUGUCUCAGCGAGGACUUGCCAGAUACAAUUCACAUCGGUGGGAGGAUCGCUCCGAAGAUAGUGUGGGAUUAUGUCGGCAAGCUCCAGUCUUCCGUGUCCAAGGAGCUCUAUCUGAUCUGCUUUCAGCCUGCGACGCAGGAGGAAGAGGGCGUCUACAUGUCUCUCUACUCCUAUCUCAGCAGCUGUGGCCGCUUUGGGGUCGUAGCUAACACCAACAGGGGAGUCAAGGACCUCUACCUGAUCCCACUGAGUGCCGAGGACCCUGUGCCACCUGCUCUCUUGCCCUUUGUGGGUCCAGGUGAGUGCCCGCCUUCUGGGAGGUCAUUAGACACGUCUGUCCACGUGGCCUCCCCAUGGACAAGGAGGCCUGGUCUCCGAAGAGCUCCCGCUGCCGCUGGGCAGAGCUCUCGGAACUCCCAGUGCCGCUCGUGCUGCCCCGAUCCAGCUGGGCUCCUCUGGAAAGCUGUGCCCACCACACCACCCCGUGCCCGUGGCCCUGCGGGAAGACUCCACAUUGGACUCAGCUUGAAGAGGGUGGCGCCGCCGCUGGCCCAGAGUGCCCCACACCCAUGCAACAAGCUUGCUCCGGGGCAGGCAUGUGUGUCUCUGACUUCACUCUGCAACCACGUCCUGGAGCUGAUCGGGUGCGAUAGUGAAUCUGGGAGCCGGGAAGGACGGGUACAGAUGUGUGUCCAGUCGGUGCCAUUUGUCGCCUUUGUGGAUUCAGGCAGCUGCCACCACCCUCACACAGCCGCCUGUCUCCAGGGAAACUUCCGCGCCCUGGUUCGCCACCCGUCCCACACGGCUGUCUUUCGAGCCACUGACACACGGGAUCUGAGGCUGCUUUCCAGACACGGAGAGGGCUGUCGUCCCACGCUGGGGAGACUGAGCAUCAGGAACCCAGGCGGACGCAGAGGGGGCCUGGCAGGAAGGGGACAGGCCGAGGAGAAGACAGAGGGGGCUGGCACUGAGGUGUGCCUGCUGGGGCGGGCUGGAAAGACGGGUGGGCUUCGGCUGUCCUCAGGGAAGGCUGCCCCGCCUUCCCCUGGACACCACUGCUCCUCCUCGGUUGGAGAGGAGUUUGUGGGCGUGGCCUCGGGCGUGGUCACGGAGGGGCGUGGUUUCCUGCAGGGCCGCUGA
This is a messenger RNA of Chinchilla lanigera (long-tailed chinchilla), 3898 nucleotides long. Its product is annotated as death-inducer obliterator 1-like. The record is from RefSeq and is a predicted model, not a curated record. The transcript has 16 exons. Gene Ontology annotation, cellular component: nucleus. The coding region runs from base 209 to 3898 and encodes 1229 amino acids. Lineage: Eukaryota; Metazoa; Chordata; Mammalia; Rodentia; Chinchillidae. Gene Ontology annotation, biological process: DNA-templated transcription.